CUCGCGGACCGAUCGCGCAGUUCGUUGACGUCACUCGUACCGUGCGGUCGUUGUUCGUUUCGUUUCGUGCGUGCCUUUCCUACUUGCAUUUGCACCACCGUGCGUACUGCAACUGCAACGCUUGCCUGUCACAUUUUGUGUUACAAUUUCGCUAUUUUCAUGUUUCGAGAAGAUAGUUAAUGCAUUUUACAACAGUACUUAGAUGGUUCAAAGUCGGAAAGAAGCAUUCUUUUUCGUGGAAGGUAUUUAGAGAGGAAGAAAGAAACGAAGCAGUCGCACACUUCUGGAUGCAACUUCGAUCCGAUUUCUCCGGGUGGUGGUGUUUGUGUAACAGCUCGGGGCGCUGGUAGUGGUGCGGUUCUGUUUUUGUGUUGUAGCACUGCUGUCAAAAUUUGUCAUUGAGGGUGUUCCAUCUUUUGCUGCAGGAUCUCUGGCGAACAAUGCAUGGUUUAUUUCGUGAGAAUAUAUUAUACAGUUUAUAACUAUUAUUUAAGAGUAUUCCCUGAAAUAAGGAUCCUUAUGAGGAUGAUUUCCGUGGUUCUAAUUUGAAGCAACCAAGGUAGUGAUCUGCCCUUCCAUAAUUUGAUCCGAGUUUCCGUGUGCGAGUGAAUUACGAAAGGAAGAGGUGAAUAAAAACGGUGCACGAUCUUGCUGGUGUUUGUGCAUUCCUCGUGUCGAAAGUAUCGCCAAGAAGCUUAUUUGAAGAGUCAUCGGAAGAGCCUAAAAAGUGGAUGAUUCCCAGUGAGUGUAAUUUGUGACCAAUUCGUAAAGUAUACAUCUCGGAAGUGCAAAUUCUGUCGUCGGAAUACAUCCUGAGCCGAUUCAACUCGAUUGCUAGCAUCCGUCCCGUAAACGAUAGAGAGGGUCGAAGAAAUUUGUUACCCCUGUCCCGAAGUCGUAAGCCAACAAAAUAGACGACAACAGCAGCACCGAGAUGAUGAAAAUGGAGACCGAUAAAAUAAUGGACGAGUCCAACAACAGCAGCCCACAGUUCACCACAUCGAUACUGUACGAUCCGGCGCGGAAGAAAGAGCCUUCACAGUCAUUCCAGACCGAACGGGAUGCCUGUCUUUCCUACUUCACGAAAUGGAACGAAUCGGACCAAGUGGACUUUGUCGAGCAGCUCCUGUCGCGCAUGUGUCAUUACCAGCACGGACACAUCAAUGCCUACCUGAAACCGAUGUUGCAGCGGGAUUUCAUCACACUGUUACCUACAAAGGGACUGGAUCAUGUAGCAGAAAACAUCCUCUCCUAUCUGGACGCCAAAUCACUGUGCCGAGCAGAGCGUGUAUGCAAAGAGUGGUCCCGAGUCAUAUCAGAGGGCAUGCUAUGGAAAAAACUAAUAGAACGGAACGUUCGUACCGAUUCCCUCUGGCGAGGGCUUGCGGAACGAAAAGGAUGGAUUAAAUAUCUGUUCAUACCGCGACCGGGUGUAACACAUAGACCGCACAAAUUUUACCGUGAGCUGUUCCCGAAAAUAAUGAAAGAUAUCGAAGCGAUCGAGAACAAUUGGCGCACCGGUAAUCACAACCUGCAGCGAAUAAACUGUCGAUCGGAGAACUCGAAAGGCGUGUACUGUCUACAGUACGACGAUGAUAAGAUCGUGUCCGGUCUCAGAGAUAAUACAAUUAAAAUCUGGGACCGCAAUUCGCUUCAAUGUUGUAAGAUUUUAACCGGUCAUACCGGAUCAGUACUUUGUCUGCAAUAUGACGACAAAGUGAUCAUCAGCGGUUCCAGUGAUUCCACGGUCCGCGUGUGGGACGUAAACUCUGGUGAUAUGGUUAACACACUGAUACAUCACUGCGAAGCGGUGCUGCAUUUACGCUUCAACAACGGCAUGAUGGUGACCUGUUCCAAGGAUCGCUCGAUUGCCGUGUGGGACAUGACAUCGCCUACGGAGAUUGCCCUCCGGCGGGUACUGGUAGGCCAUCGGGCUGCUGUUAAUGUAGUGGAUUUUGACGAGAAAUACAUUGUCUCGGCUUCCGGUGAUCGCACGAUCAAAGUGUGGAACACUUCGACGUGCGAGUUUGUACGCACCCUCAAUGGUCACAAGCGCGGCAUCGCGUGUCUUCAGUACCGGGACCGGCUGGUUGUUAGCGGUAGUUCAGAUAAUUCUAUAAGACUUUGGGACAUCGAAUGUGGUACCUGUUUGCGGAUUCUCGAGGGUCACGAAGAGCUCGUCCGCUGCAUUCGAUUCGACUCGAAACGCAUCGUGAGCGGUGCUUACGAUGGCAAAAUCAAGGUGUGGGAUCUCCAAGCUGCCUUAGACAUUCGAGCGCAGACCAACACGCUGUGCUUAAAGACGUUAAUGGAACACACGGGCCGCGUCUUCCGGCUUCAGUUCGACGAGUUCCAGAUAGUGAGUAGCUCCCACGAUGAUACCAUCCUGAUAUGGGACUUUCUGAAUUGCUCUCAAAAGGACGAAUCGACGACGCCCCAAGCUAUGGUCCAGGUGGGCCGAAGUCCAUCACGUGAGUAUUCCUCCUCUGCUGCCGUUGGCGGCCGAGCUCAACCCCAGCAAGAGACUGACGAUGACGACGCAUACUGAACGAAAGAAUAACAAACAAACAAAAAUCGGAAACCGGAUCAAAAUAAACCAACCAACCAACCAACAAAAACCCAUCGCAAGUCAGAUGUGCCCACAAACACCUUCGAACCAACAAACCUAUUGCUUAUUCUUGUUUUUCUCUUCUCUCCUACACAACGUUACGUUCGUUCGGGUGUGAUGUGCCGUGUACGUGGGAUCGUUCGAAAUAAUAGCUGAAAUCACGUAAGGAUUUGCCGGGACAAUGUAUUUAGUAGGACCCGUUUAUCAUAUGCAGUAGAAACCAGUCAGAAAAUAACAACCAGACAUAUAACAAAAACACAACCUCACUCACACACACAUACAUUCUUUCGACGAUUCGCUGGACGUUUCACGCAUAUUUGUAUGUGCGCGUGAAGCAGGAACAUAUAGAAAGCUUUGCGCAAACAGGAUAACAAACAGAUGAUUACAAAUAAGAUUAUAUUCGGUAUACAAUAUUUGAAAAUAAACAUACUGUUGGCCACAACAAAAGCAAAAUAUUGAAAUAGUUGACCGUGCAGUGGAAGAACCACACAAGCGAGAAGACGAAACAAACUAUACUGUUUUAGUUAAUCGGUGCACUUUUGUGUGUGUAUGUGGUUAUCGUGUAUGUGUGUUAAUUUUCUAUGAAAUGAACUAUGAAAUUCUAUUUGUUGCAACAAAUUCCUGACGAACCCGAGAUAAAAAGUCCACAAUUUGAUUUGAGCGGGUUGUAUUUGAAUGAAUGGCGGAAAGUUUAGAAGGCUUAUGAAGUAAAUUUAUCUCAGAUAAGAAUUUCAUUCUACUGUCUUUGAUCGAAAUAGUGGCGUGCGAACACAUCAACAGUUGCUAGGACAUUUGGUCCCGCUUUGAAAACCGAUUAUGCAUCGCUGCUUUGGUCAUCGACUUUUGUACAUUUUUUUUGCUUGUCGCUUUUAAAAUUUGACCAUUAAUAUUAUUAUCAGACUGUAGACUGUAGAGUUUCCGUUGGACCGAGAGUAAUUUGGACCGGUGAGUGAGGACAAGGUCUGCCAGAUUAGAUAAAUUUUAAAACUUUUUUUUAGUAAUAGCUAUUCGACGGUUAGUGCGAUGUGUGUGGAAAGAACUGUCCGAAAAUAAAAUGCUGUUGUUUAUUAGUAAUACCAAUAUAAUUUAUGGAACUCUUAAGCGAGUAGUAAUAGAAAUAAAUUCGCUAAUAGAUUAGUCAUUACAGAACACAAAAAGAGAAAUCGUAAAACUUGGUAGAAUUCCCCUUUUAAAAAAGCAUCUUUAAACAUUACAAGUGGAUAAAGUAAAAGUAAAACAAAAACAGUUGUUAUCUAUUAAUCGUUUCCCGUUUCGGAUUACAGCCGCCCUUAACAAAAUUUAGAAAGAAGUAUAAAACAAGAAAACUAUCCACAGACUUAGAUAACGUUAUAUUUGAAAUCGAACGAAAAUGUAGUGAACAGACUAUUAUUACUUGCACUCUGAUGGUAGCCGGGGUUGAUUAUUAAAAUGCGUUUCUAGUAGAAAACGGCCGUAAACGAAACAGCGCUCCGCAAAGAUCUGAAUUUAAGGAAUGCGUGUAUGAUGCAGCACCACAGUUGAAGACUGAUGUGUAUGAGUAAUGCAAGGAUUAUGAAUUCUACUUGUUGAGGAAAACCAGAAAAAAGGGGAAAUAUAUUCAACUGAAGAUAUGUAAACUA
Molecule: messenger RNA, 4227 nt
Organism: Topomyia yanbarensis
Lineage: Eukaryota; Metazoa; Arthropoda; Insecta; Diptera; Culicidae
Gene: slmb
Product: F-box/WD repeat-containing protein 11
Exons: 8
Coding region: 935-2548 (537 amino acids)
Molecular function (GO): protein dimerization activity
Source: RefSeq, a predicted model, not a curated record